GCCACGUAGAAAAUGCCUUUCAUUAAGCAGCAAAAGAACAAGGCCUACUUCAAGCGCUUCCAGGUCAAGUACCGCAGAAGAAGAGAGGGUAAGACUGACUACUAUGCUCGCAAGAGACUCGUUGUUCAGGCCAAGAACAAGUACAACUCUCCCAAGUACAGACUUGUUGUCCGUUUCACCAACAAGGACAUCAUCUGCCAGAUCGUCUACGCUAAGCUCCAGGGUGACUUUGUUCUCGCUGCCGCUUACUCUCACGAGCUUCCCCGCUAUGGUAUCAAGGGUGGUUUGACCAACUGGGCUGCUGCCUACGCCACUGGUCUCCUCCUCGCCCGCCGUACCUUGACCAAGCUCGGCUUGGCCGAUAAGUACGAGGGUGUCACCGAGUCCGAUGGUACCGUCUCCAUGGUUGAGGCCAUCGAGGAUGGUCCCCGUCCCUUCAAGGCCUUCCUCGAUGUUGGUCUUGCCCGUACCUCCACUGGUGCCCGUGUCUUCGGUGCCAUGAAGGGUGCUUCCGAUGGUGGUAUCUUCGUUCCCCACUCCGGCAACCGUUUCCCCGGUUUCGAUAUCGAGUCCAAGACCAACGACGACGAGUUGUUGCGCAACUACAUCUAUGGUGUCCACGUUGCUGAGUACAUGGAGUACCUCGAGGAGGAAGAUGAGGAGCGUUACAAGAAGCAGUUCUCUACCUUCUUGAAGCAGGGUAUCACCUCUGACAAGGUUGAGGAUAUGUACACCGAGGCUCACGAGGCUAUCCGUGCUGACCCCGUCUACAAGCUCACCAAGAAGAACAUCCCCGCCAAGCCCUACCCUAUCCCCCAGCGUCUCAACAAGAAGCAGCGCGAUUCCAAGGUCCAGGCCAAGAAGGACGCCUUCGAGAAGAAGCGUGCUCAGGAGUAACUUUUUCACCCCCACAAAACUUGAAGAAAAUAAAUGCUUGCCCUUUCUUUUUUUGUACAAUCAACCUUUUAAUUUCUCUCUUUUGCUGUUAAAAAGACCUUUAUUCUUUUAUCGUUUUCGUUCUCUUUAUCUGUCUCUUUGUGUGUUUGUGUGUGUGUGCGCUAAUAAUUUAUUAUCU
Phycomyces blakesleeanus NRRL 1555(-) is the source of this 1075-nucleotide messenger RNA. RefSeq lists its product as hypothetical. The transcript is spliced from 3 exons. The coding region runs from base 13 to 897 and encodes 294 amino acids. NCBI's taxonomy places the organism in Eukaryota, Fungi, Mucoromycota, Mucoromycetes, Mucorales, Phycomycetaceae. The record is from RefSeq and is a predicted model, not a curated record. Gene Ontology annotation, biological process: translation; ribosomal large subunit assembly. Gene Ontology annotation, molecular function: structural constituent of ribosome; 5S rRNA binding. Gene Ontology annotation, cellular component: ribosome; cytosolic large ribosomal subunit.